Selaginella moellendorffii is the source of this 912-nucleotide messenger RNA. Its product is annotated as protein CHAPERONE-LIKE PROTEIN OF POR1, chloroplastic. The transcript has 3 exons. The record is from RefSeq and is a predicted model, not a curated record. Gene Ontology annotation, cellular component: chloroplast membrane. Lineage: Eukaryota; Viridiplantae; Streptophyta; Lycopodiopsida; Selaginellales; Selaginellaceae. The coding region runs from base 23 to 892 and encodes 289 amino acids.
UCUUGGAUUGAUUGAGUGAUUUAUGCGCAUGGCGACGACGCAUUCGUGGGCAGUGUCGUCGAGAUUCUGCCUGGGGCGCGGCAGGGGCGCGGGAUUGGAUCGCGCGGCUGCGGGCGCCGCGUCGUGUAGGAUCAGGAGCGAGGGGUUUGCGGCGAAAUGCAGGCGAUGCGUGAGGGUAAUGGCGGCGGCGGAGGAGCCCGCGCGGCCGGAGAUGUCGUUUGAAAGCGCGCUGGAGCUGCUCGGGGUCAGGGAGGGCGCCUCGUUCGACGAGAUUCUCCAGGCCAAGAAGGCGCUCAUGGAAAAGAGCAGUGGAGAUCAAGAGCGUGCUCUCCAGGUGGAAGCGGCCUACGACACACUGCUCAUGCGGCGAUUGAUGAAGCGACGGGCCGGCGAAGUGGCCGACAGUACCGUGCUGUAUGCUGACGUGAGAAAGAGGAGUUCAUCAUCCUCGGCUUCCAAGAGUGGAGGAAUUCCUGGAGUAAACUGGCUCAAGGGAGCUCUCGCCAACAUCCGAGUGACCAUCGAAGCCCCAACCAGCAAUCUUCUCGCUACUCAAACAGCAGUCUAUGGUGGCCUUGUUGCAUGGACUUACUUCAGUGGAAUGGACAGUUCCUCGUCCUUUGGAGGGGGAGUAGCGGCAGAUUCCACAGGAGUCACUCUGGCAAUUGGUUUUGGAGCGUCUCUUUACUUCCUUCGUCAGCAGAACCUCAAGCUAGGGAAGGCAGCAGCGAUCACUACAGCAGGCCUGGUUGCCGGCGCCCUGGUGGGAAAUGUGCUAGAAUCGUGGCUUCGAGUGGACAUUGUCCCAGUGGCGGGGAUAAGUUCUCCCGCAGUGAUGGUGAGCGAGUGUGUUCUUCUCUCGUUAUGGCUCGUGUCGUUAUAUUUGCGAUGAAAUUACCACUAAUUACCGUA